AUGGGCAAAGCACCAAAUAAGAAGUUCACUACUAAACAGGACCCAACUGGAAAUACUGUUGCUGCUGACAAGCACCUCAACAGUGUUUUCAAGUUCAACACUAAUCUUGGACAACAUAUUCUUAAAAACCCACUUGUGGCCCAGGGAAUCGUCGACAAGGCACAGAUCAAGCCCAGUGACAUUGUAUUAGAAGUCGGUCCCGGUACUGGUAACUUGACUGUACGAAUACUAGAGCAAGCACGUAAGGUAAUUGCCGUGGAAAUGGAUCCCAGAAUGGGUGCAGAAUUAACCAAAAGAGUUCAUGGAACUCCGCAAGAAAAGAAGUUGGAGAUUCUAUUAGGCGAUUUCAUCAAGACUGAUUUACCCUAUUUCGAUGUAUGUAUAUCCAACACUCCAUACCAGAUUUCAUCUCCAUUGGUGUUUAAAUUACUUAAUCAACCACGCCCACCACGCGUUUCUAUUCUUAUGUUCCAAAGAGAAUUUGCCAUGAGAUUAGUUGCCAGACCAGGUGACGAACUAUAUUGUCGAUUAUCGGCAAAUGUACAAAUGUGGGCCAAUGUAACGCAUAUAAUGAAGGUGGGUAAGAAUAAUUUCCGCCCACCGCCACAAGUCGAGUCGAGUGUUGUUCGUAUCGAAGUCAAAAAUCCGAGACCUAAUAUAGAUUUUAAUGAAUGGGACGGAUUAUUGAGGGUUGUGUUUGUGAGGAAAAACAGGACUAUAGCAGCUGGGUUCAAAUCACAGGCCGUGAUUGACAUUUUGGAAAAGAAUUACAAAACAUGGUUGGCUACACAGGAGAACGAUGCCGACACGAUGGUUGUUGAUAACAAGGCCGAUUUGAAAGGUUUGAUAAAGGAGAAAAUUGACAGAGUAUUGACAGAGACCGGAUUCGCUGAUAAAAGAGCGGGUAAAUUGGAUCAAACGGAUUUUUUGAAAUUGUUAUACGCCUUCCACCAAGUUGGAUUACAUUUUGCAUAA
Molecule: messenger RNA, 975 nt
Organism: Lodderomyces margitis
Lineage: Eukaryota; Fungi; Ascomycota; Pichiomycetes; Serinales; Debaryomycetaceae
Gene: DIM1
Product: putative dimethyladenosine transferase
Exons: 1
Coding region: 1-975 (324 amino acids)
Biological process (GO): rRNA methylation
Cellular component (GO): mitochondrial matrix
Molecular function (GO): rRNA (adenine-N6,N6-)-dimethyltransferase activity
Source: RefSeq, a predicted model, not a curated record